AUGUUUGUCGGACUGCUCUUCAUGUGGUUUCUAUCCUUCCUUGGCUCAGCCACCAUCUUUCUUCGCAUCUUCUUCUACGCACGACGAUUCAUCUUCCACGACUACAAUUUCAACAUCUGUUUCGCUGUCAUACCGAAUAUCUGGCUUUUAUGGCUCCCUGACGCACUCUUGCAUCUCUUCCUCCUCAUCCUCAUCCUCUGGAAAGCCAUCGCCACGCCACGGUCUUCACGAACGCCACUCCACGCCUUGCUAUAUAGAGAUGGGAUUGCCUAUUACUCCUCUACUCUCUUGGUAAUGUUAUUAGGCAUGGCUCUAUGGAAGUGGGGAGAUGUAGCUUGGGUUGGUGUCCCGCUCUAUGUCGGUUGGGUAGUCAUACAGAUCGCCAUGUCGAGGCUCCUGUUGAGCCUAAGGACGGUAUCUGCUUUUGAGACCCAGCAGGAGUUGGAGAUGGCGCGUGCCAGGGUGUUGUCGGUCGAUAGCCACUGUAGCUAUCAACUUGACACGUUUGCGGUACAUGGUCGCGCAACAGGCGGGAACCACGGACAGGUGGAGAGCCCGUAUGGAUAUAGAGGCCGUUCAGGGACGGAUUGGAGAGCGUCAAUUGUCGUGAGCUAUGACGAUGGAGCGACACUCGUACCGUUUCCUUCGCGUGAUCUCGAGGAGAUUGCGGGCUCUAAUGGGACGACGCCGAGCACAACAAAGAGCUAUAGUGGGCCUACAAACUUCCACCAUACCAUCUCUCGUGAUGGGUCGGAUAGAGGGAGGAAAACGCCCAAUUCGGCCUCCAGCAUGUUCGCCCCGGAUGCGAUGUCCACUCGCAAGGCAGAGAUGGAACACGAAACACGCACACGCACGCGCUUGGGUGACUACGACGUCAAUGCACGUCGUCCUUUGGAGAGAUUAUGUCGCCUAUGGUGGUGGCUCUUCACGCCUUCUCAUCCAUCCUUUGAUGACAUUACCGAAGAGGCCGACCAUGAGAGCGGUGACGAGGAAACACGUGCUGAUAGGAGAGACGAGAGAUGUUAUUGGGGUCGUCGACGGAUGCGACAGCGCGAUGCACGAAUCAGUGUCGACGCGAGCGACGUUGAAUGGUGGGACCCAGCAGACGGCGAUCCGGGACCUGGCGUCAAGGAUAGUCGAUUGGGUCGCUAUGACCAUUGGUUAUGA
Molecule: messenger RNA, 1167 nt
Organism: Serendipita indica DSM 11827
Lineage: Eukaryota; Fungi; Basidiomycota; Agaricomycetes; Sebacinales; Serendipitaceae
Source: the annotation of a GenBank genome assembly